Molecule: messenger RNA, 4634 nt
Organism: Platichthys flesus (European flounder)
Lineage: Eukaryota; Metazoa; Chordata; Actinopteri; Pleuronectiformes; Pleuronectidae
Gene: cracdla
Product: cracd like a
Exons: 12
Coding region: 1121-4297 (1058 amino acids)
Source: RefSeq, a predicted model, not a curated record
GGUCCAAAGACUUUCAGCUAUUAUAGCCCUUACCUGACUGUCCAAGCUAAAUGCCUAACCCUAACCAAACCCCAACUCAAACCUAAUUCCAACCGUAACCCUAAAACCAAGUCUUAACUAUCAAACAGUUGAUUGAAUAGUGAGUGCUGGCAAAAUGUCCUCACUCUGUAAGUCUAUGAUUAAAAUGGUCUUCACAAAGUUAUAAGUACAGGAACACACACACAUUGCCUUUCAGAUUUUUCAGCAACAUGUUUCUUGUUUCUCAGUUUCUUCAGCUAAUGAUUAAAAACAAAUAAAUUCAGAGCAAUGUAUUGAAGAACUUCAUAUUUUGUAUUAAAAACAAUGGGAAACUGUUGCAUCAUAUAUACCUGCAGAUGUCAGAUCAAAAUGAACAUUAUUUCGAAAUUGAGGUGAGAUGAUCACCUUGGACAGGAGUCAGGGUUCCGCAGGGUUUGGAGUCGUGAAAGGACGAACCAAGUUUACUCCAACCUAGGUUGAGCUUAGCUCGACUGACAUCUGGUCGGAGAUCCCCUGUCGCACAGCCAAGCCUCUCAUAUCUUAGCCAAACAGUGCCAUUCCUCCUGCGUUUUUGUGUGUUGGACCUCCAAAGCCUCAUAUUUAGCCCCGAUGUUCUGGUUCUCCAACCUUAGUGUUUCCAUGUCAUACCUCAUGCCCUCUGUGGCUGCUGAGACUUUCCUUUGCAUCACAAUUUUUUCCAACGCUCUCGAGACCCGGCCUUUCUCCCUCUUGAGUUUUUCUUCAAGUAUUCUGCCGGUUUCUCUGAGGUCCUGAUCAGCAUGCCGACUCUUGUUUAGGGCAUCCUCAAGACGGACCUGUUCUUUUUUGUCCCUCUGCUGCUGUUGCGAGAGCGCAGCCUCAUAAUCCCUCUGGAGUUUGACGUCCUUGGCUUCAAUAUUACAUUGAAGAUUCUCAAUAAAGAAGAUGUGCAUGACGCAAGCCUGAGGUUUAAACAUUUGGACAGGGACACAGCCGACACGGGACAACUCAAAGCAGAGUGGAGGACAAACGGGAGGAAGGGGAGCAGAGCUGCUGCUGCUGAACGCUGGGGAGAGAGUUUCUUUGCCACACCCCACUGAGCUACAGUGAAGAGCUCAGACCAAUGGAGGCUUCCUCUGGAGAUAUUGAAGAAAGCACUGAAGACAUUCCAGGACGGAAAAAGUCCAAACUCAAGUCCCUGAGAACUCGUCUCUUCGGCAGGAACAAGAGAGCAGAUGGAGAGGGAAACACCAAACUCAGUCAGUCGUCCAGCGACAUCACUGCAGAACAGGGACUAGGAUCAGAGGAGGAUUUGGUAUGCUCCCAGGGAAUGAUGGGAUCCCGGGCGUUCUCCCAUGACAGCAUCUUUCUGGCUGAGGAGGUUCUGACAGACACUGAACCAGCCAGGGUCUUAUCCCAGGAGAACGUUCACAGCAAGAUCAAAGCUCUGCAGAUCAAGCUUCAGCAGCAGAAGAUGCAUUUGGGGCCACCCCCCUUGAUUGUGCCAGUCAGACGUCCAGAGGACCUGUGCGGCCGCUCAGAGGAUGACAGCUCAUGUGAUGUUUCAGGACAGGAUGUUACAUCACAGGGAGGGGUCUGCAAGACCAUAUCCAAGCCAUCCCUUCGUCCUCUCUCACCUAUCUCCAAAACCGCACUGACCAACUUUGUGCCCCAGUUUCCAUCCCAUCCUCUACCUCCUGCUGUCCCAUCCAUUUCCCCCAUCAUUGACAGUCCGUUGGACUUCAGUUCUCCUGCUCAGUUCACCCCCUGCCUGGAUACCUCUGCUGCACGCCACCGGAUGUCCGUCAAACCCAGAAACCAACGGGCCAGCACCAAGCAGAGACUCGCUACACAGACUGAUUUUAGGCUUCCGUCACAGUCCCUGAACAACAUUGACCACCCUGAGUAUGUGGAAGAAGAGGAGCAGCGGCUUUGUGCUCCAGACAAGGUGUCGCUGGAAACAGAACAAAGAGAAACAGACACUACGACCAUAGCUCAGCACCUUCCUACCAAAUCCCCAGAGUUUGCACCAAUAACUUUAGAAGAAGCCCCCAAAACAUCCAGUUUGACUUCUUCCCAAACGGAUCAUGCUCCUCCUAUGAGAAAACCCUCUAUCUCCUCACAGGUUCUUCGACCUAAGCCUCAAAGGUCAGUGGAUGUUGCGUCCGCUGGACUUCCACAUUCAUCCUUUAUAGAGUCAGAACUCAAAACCAAAGGAGAGGGGGAUGCUGACAAACAUGUAAUGUUCCACGACAAGAGGAAUACUCUGAAAAAGGUUGUAGUGACUGAAGAGACCCCUGGCCAGAUGUCCUCUACCUCCAGCUCAGCACUGGCCUCCAGGGGAUCCUCCAUUCAACAGCAGGUAAAAGAUGAGACAGAGAGCAUAAGAGGAAUAAAGAGAUCUGCCCCAGGAUCUGGCUCCUUCCAUUUCUCCAUCACCACUGCCAAGAAACGAGAUGGGGAGAGACCCCGGUCGAGCAGUUUUGUGGGAGUGCUGAUUCAAGCCGAAGCCAGGCACAAGAGCAAAGGGGGGACAGAGGAGAAAUGUGUCGCAGGCUUAAGGGAAAAGGAGGAACUUAAAGACAGAGUUGUGGGACGCCUAAAGCAAGAGGGAUCUCUACGCAAAGGCUCAGGGAUAACAUGGGAUGAGAUGGACAGCCUCAAAAAGGCAGAACCAGUGGCAUCUGCGUCUAAAAAUGCAGCCGCAGACACUUCAGCAAAGGAGGAGGUGGAGAGCAGCCGGGAGGUGGUGGAAGAAGCAAUGGAAGCACAGGAGGAGGUCCAGGAGGAAGAAGGGAAGACAGCAUUUGGUGUGAAACUACGCUCAACGUCUCAAUCAAUGAGAGUUCGAGCUGAUCCGACCCCUAACCAUUUCUCUAAGCCGCCAGUCAGUGAGGACCAGUGUGACAAACAAAACAGACAGGAGAUGCGCAAUAAUGUCGGCUACGUGUCCAAAAAGCCGCUCAUCCCUUGUACCCCAUCCACCUCUGGAGACAUCAGAGUGUCAGGUCCAACCGCAUCUGGCUCCACCCUUCCACUCAAGAAUACCAUACCAUCAACGGGCAAUUCUUCCAUCACGUCUGCAGAGGUCCGAGCAACCUCCUCCGACGCCGGAGAAGUAGGUACUGCCCCUUCUGGGCCUCAGGAGCCCCAGUCUGCCCCCGCACCAGCAUCGUCUGAAUUGUCCUGGAUGAGCCUGGCAAUGGAAAAGACCAGAACACUGCAGCAUCUCUUCACAAGCAGGUUCCCCAGAGAUUUUACAGGCGCGCACACUGUGGCUCGACCGCAAGCACAAGUGCAGCCGACGACUCAAACAGAGACACAGAUUGCUGAAGUGCAGCAGGGUUCAACACCAUCGCAGGCUGCAAAUCAGCCAUCCAGUUAUACAGUGAAAACAGCAACGGUGCAAAGUACAAGUCAAGCACAAGCUGUCAAACCAUCACUUGUGUCAGUGCAACAGAACACCACAACGGUAGCUACUGGUCUGUCAGAAACUCCUAAAGAAGCACAAACAUCCAAACAAACCAAUGAAUCCCAGUCACACCCAAGUACAACUCAGUCUGCCUCUCAGUUUCUGUCUCAUCCACCUGUACAGACCAAGCUAUGGACCCCACAGUUUCCACUACGUUCUUCUACACAAGCAGACACCUUGUCUCAGUUUGCACUGAAGGGAAGCGCCACUCACUCUCUUGCACAAUCUUCUUCAAGCCAGCCAGCCACCUCCCAGCCACCUGCUUGGACUAAUCGAGGUGUCCAGCCCACCAACCAGCUCAAACCCACAGCUUCAGUUUCCACCACCACAUCGAUCACAGCUCCUCUUCCCCCAGUGUCUGCCCUGGGAAAAGGGGAGCGAGACGCCAACAUGCAGGAAAAAGAGGGUCCCUCACCCACAGGAAGACGAGCAGUUCUGGGCGGGUCAGUGAGCAAAAGGGCUGCUUUUCUGGAAAAAAAAGCAGAGUGGGUCACACCAGCCGGAGCGAAGGAGGUGGAAUUGAAGAAAGCUCAAUCGGAAGUGCAGUCAUCAGAUGAAUCCCAUGUCUCUGCCACUACAACGCCUCUGAGCACAGACACAAAACCAGAAGGAAGACCAGGGGUAAAACCUACAGAGUCGAUCCCCACCAACGUCCCAGACAGGCCCAGUGAGGACAAAUGGCUCCGGAAAAACCCUGCAUCUUCUUCGCCCUCCUCGUCCCCCACACAGUCGUCAGAGUUGCAGUCCAUGUCGGACAGUGGCAAGCCGUCCUGGAUGGAGCUGGCGAAGAGAAAGUCAAUGGCAUGGAGUGACAAGACCAUGGACUAAGAAGGAAAAGAGACCAAUAUAGAGAAUAUGGCAACAUGAAGAUGAGCUGCCCUGCAGACAAAUACCACCUUUAUUAAGGUUAAUGAGCUGAAUGUUUGGUGUGACUGUUAGAAUGAUGCGGAUACUGUGAUAAUUUAUGUUGUGAGGCUGUUGUGUUUGAAUUGUAUUUAAUUGUUAGUUGUUAAUGUUGAAAGAUAAAGUACAUGUUGAAAAGUUCACUAUGAUCCCUCUGCACCACAACCACUUUAAGAUGAGGGGUAUUUCCGAAUCAUGUUUUAUCUGAUUCAUCAUACAGCUGUUGACACUGUAUGUUAAAUAAACAACAAAUUUAAUGUCA